Messenger RNA from Vidua macroura (Pin-tailed whydah), 2285 nucleotides. RefSeq names its product F-box protein 2 (gene FBXO2). Gene Ontology annotation, biological process: glycoprotein catabolic process; SCF-dependent proteasomal ubiquitin-dependent protein catabolic process. Lineage: Eukaryota; Metazoa; Chordata; Aves; Passeriformes; Viduidae. Bases 1 to 909 code for a protein of 302 amino acids. The record is from RefSeq and is a predicted model, not a curated record. The transcript has 6 exons. Gene Ontology annotation, cellular component: cytoplasm; SCF ubiquitin ligase complex. Gene Ontology annotation, molecular function: protein binding; ubiquitin protein ligase activity.
AUGUGCGGGGCCGCGGCCCUUCCGCGGGGCGGGGCGGGGCGGGGCGGGGCUCCUCUGUCACGGGAGCCCGGGCCGUUCUCCCCACACGCGUGUGCCGCGGUCGGCGCAGCGCGGCUCGCAGCGGCCUGGCUCCGCGGGCGGCUCAGACAGCUCUGCCCAGCCUGCCUCAGGAUGGAGUCCCUCCCUGAAGCAGUGCUGAUCCGAAUCCUGGCUUCCCUACCCGCGGUGGAGCUGGUGCUGGCGUGCCGCCUGGUCUGCUGCCAGUGGAAGAACCUGGUUGAUGGAGCUGCACUUUGGAUCCUGAAGUGUCAGCAGGAAGGCCUCACCAGAGCAGAGUCAGAUACAGAGAACUGGCAAAGCUUCUACUUCCUGAGUAAGAAAAGGAAGAAUCUCAUCAAGAACCCAUGUGGUGAAGAAGACUUGGAGCACUGGGGAGAGGUAGAGAAUGGAGGUGAUGGCUGGAAAAUUGAAGAGCUCCCAGGGGACUUUGGAAAAGAAUUUCCUAGUGAAGAAGUCCAUAAAUACUUUGUUACAUCUUAUGAGUGGUGUCGAAAGGCUCAGGUCAUUGACCUUAGGGCUGAGGGCUACUGGGAAGAGCUGAUGGAUACAACCCAGCCUAAAAUCAUGGUAAGAGACUGGUAUGCAGGACGCAGAGAUGCUGGCUGCCUCUAUGAGCUGUGUGUGAAGCUGCUCUCUGACAAUGAGGAUGUGCUGGCUGAGUACAAAAGUGAGACUGUCACCAUCCCACAGGAAAAUGAUGCCAACUGGACUGAGAUCUCCCACACCUUUUCCAACUACGGGCCUGGGGUCCGUUUUGUCCGCUUUGAACACGGUGGCCAGGACACGCUGUUCUGGAAGGGAUGGUACGGUGUCCGUGUCACCAACAGCAGUGUGACAGUAGAGCCAUAGCUGUGCUGGACCAGGAUCUGCAUGCUGCAGUUGGCUUCCCUCAGGGCAUCCCCUAGCCUUUGGAUGGUUUCUGCAUGGUGCUGCUUCUGGCUAUAUGGCCUUUCUGCAUAGGAACAUGUGUGCAAGAUGCCAGGAGCCACCACCCAUCCUUCCUCAAGAGGACUAUGCAAAGAAUGUGAAUGAAUUUGUGAAUGCACCACAAGACUCAGCCUCAUCACUUGCACUGAUGUUCUCUGUCAGGAGAUCAUCUAAAAGUCCUACAGACCUCCUCUCUUAAGACUCUAAUCCUUAGCAGCCAGCCUGAGUCAGCUGUCUCUGCUGCCUGCUUCCCUGACUUGGGCACUCCUUAACUUGAAGGGAUACUUUAAGUAUAUUUUCUGGAAGUUAGAGUGGGAAGAAAAGAAUAAGGAGAACCACAGACCCUGUGUCUCUAAACAUACCAGGGAAACCCAGAACCCUGUCCCCAGCUGUUUCCAUGACCUGCAGUGAGAACCUUGGCUUCUUCCAUUUAUAAAAAGGUAACAUCGUUUACCUUUUGUUUACCUGUUGUUUACAGAGGGGCUCUAGCUUGGCUGUCAAUACUAUUAGUUUAAUUUUUAGUGAUAAUGCAAAACAAGAGAGGGUGAAUCCUUUUCUCUUACACUGUUCCCAGCAUCCAUUUAUCAAGGGGAGUGUUGGGAAGAGCAAGCUGUCUGGUGUCCAGCCCUGGGGCUUCAUUUGGCUCCCUCAGAGAGAUGGCACCUGAGAGAAACUGCUGGCAGAGAGAGAGAGAUGACAACAACUUAGGGAGCUGGGUUAGAAAAAAUUUGGGAUAGGGUCCCAGACACAAAUGAAAACAAACUCAUUUACCCCUUCCUGGCCUCUGCAUGCUUCAUGCAACAAGCAUCCUGGUGAUCCAGUGUGACUCUGCUAGCAGGACACAGAAAGCUGUUGUCCUCACUCCACCUCUGACCAUGUCUGCAAUAAGUACACCUCUGCCUCUGCCAUGUGCUUGCUGACAAGACAGCGCUUCAGUCUCCCACCUGAGCUUCUUGAUACCACUCAGGGCUGUGUGCCCCAUCCUGAACAGACCCCCUAAACUUUCCUGAACCAAGACUGUCCCUGCUAGUUACUCCACUAAGAGCAUCCCCUAACAGAGCUGGUGUUGCCUAAAGAAAGUAUUUAUGUUUUUGUGUCCAUGUGUUUGUCUUCCCUCCCUGGGCUGCCAUUUAAGUGCCCCCUUACACAUGUAGUGGCUGCUACUGCCUGCAGCCAGAGGAAGGAGCUUCCCACCUGGACACUGUGCAUGCUACUUCCUCAGGCUUUCUGCACAACUGCACCCGGGUGCCACACACACGCCUGAGUCCAGGCAAACGUAAUAAAGUGACACAACUGUG